Molecule: messenger RNA, 1349 nt
Organism: Cladocopium goreaui
Lineage: Eukaryota; Dinophyceae; Suessiales; Symbiodiniaceae
Source: the annotation of a GenBank genome assembly
AUGCUCGAUGGUCAUGGCCGGGCUCAGUGCCAUCUCGAAGCAUUGCUGUUUUGCGUCUUUGACAAGGACGCAGGCCCAAUCGUACAGUGUGCAGACCCUGAGGGGGCCGCAACAGCUGCUUUUCAAAGAGUUGGCCACUACCUGAUACCAGACUCUGCUGUCAAGGGGAGGGUGGUUUCAGUCGUGUGCGGGGACAAUGUAUUGAUGGGCACUCCUGUCUACAUUGAGGACACGAGCUACUCAAGAAAUUGUUUCCAGUUCAACAUCUGCAUGGUCAUCGACGGCAGCCAACACCAUGAACCCUACCGUGACAUAGCCCAGCUGCUGGCCAUGUCCUUUCAGACCCUGGAGGUGGAGACAAAGCUGCUCUCCAAUCCCAGAGAGGGCACUUCAAUUCAGGCCAUUCUGGCACAGCUGAGACAGCAGCUCAACGAUGCAGAGGAAUGCUUUGUUUGCACAGACAGCAGCCAUGCAAUUUCGUUCAAGGUCCGCAGAUGGACGCCUGCGCUGACCAAGAUUGAAGACGAAUCUGCAGUUCCAGUUCCAUUGCUGGAUUUGCAGAAGCUUCUGGAUCCCGAGAGAAGGUCCGAAUCGCCCGCAGGGCGUGAUUUUCAACAAGCUUUGCCAUUCAGCCUGGAUCCAGCUUUGGCUGCGGUCCUUCCGCUCAUUGAUGGUGUGAGAAGUGUGCAGACCAUUGCCAAUGACAGCCCACUGAGAAGUGAUUAUGUCGUAAUGAUUUUGCGCCACUUGCUCCACUUCGAUCUGAUCCACUUGAUCCCUGGAAUUGGCCUCGACAACAGAUACAGGCUGACACCAGCUUACCACACAGUACUGGAAGACCUGGAAAAAGGGGAAGAAGCCGUGCAAUACGUCACGGCUGGCCACUGGAACGGGAAAGACCUGGCAGAGGAAGAGCGAUACAAGGUGAUCCAGCGAGCGAUGGCCCUCUAUGCAUUCCUCGCCUGCGAGGGAAAGCAGUUGGAGAGGUUUAAACAGGCUGAGGAACUUGCUGCCCUGGGCAUUUCGCUGCGUCAUUUCGUCACCUGGGGCCUCCUCCAGGGCUACCUUGAGCGUGUUGAGGACAACGUUGGAAGCUUGAAUAAAGAGCAGGCUGACGAACUCUUCCGCUUGCGUACUGAAGACAUUCCAAAUCGGAAGAAAUACCUGAAGGAGCAGGGCCUUUCGGGAAGACAGGUCAACCAAGAUGAAAAGGUCAAGGAGAUGGUUGAGAGAAUGCAGAUGUUGCGCAAUGCUGAAGCUUAAGUUUCUGCCGGCAUAUGCUGAUCUGCUACAAUUUCAAAUCCGAAUUCCCAGACUGGACCGGCGAGCUGUGAGCUGCAGACAAAGAA